Nycticebus coucang (slow loris) is the source of this 4753-nucleotide messenger RNA. It is a transcript of the gene TMX3, whose product is annotated as thioredoxin related transmembrane protein 3. Bases 16 to 1575 code for a protein of 519 amino acids. Gene Ontology annotation, molecular function: protein disulfide isomerase activity. Gene Ontology annotation, biological process: peptidyl-cysteine oxidation. The record is from RefSeq and is a predicted model, not a curated record. NCBI's taxonomy places the organism in Eukaryota, Metazoa, Chordata, Mammalia, Primates, Lorisidae. Gene Ontology annotation, cellular component: endoplasmic reticulum. The transcript has 16 exons.
GCCCAACCUCUGCGCAUGCCCAGAGGCCGGCGAGGUUCAGAGAGGAUAUCGCAGGCCGACCUGCCCCGCCCCCGCCCUCGGAGCUGGGCUUCCCUUUUGAGCCGGGUAGGCUCUGCUUCCUUUUCCCCGCAAGCAGGAGGCGAUCGCCGGUGUCUCUUUUCUCUUUUUUCCCUUAUGCAGAGUUGGCUUCUGCAGCUUCCCAUGGUGAGCGUGGUAACUCGGAGGAGCUUGGCCGCCCUGCGGCUCUGCGCCACAGUUGUUUUACUUGAUGUAGCCCUCUGUCACGGAUUUGUAGAAGAUUUAGAUGAGUCAUUUAAAGAGAUUCGAAAAGAUGACAUUUGGCUUGUAGAUUUUUAUGCACCAUGGUGUGGCCAUUGUAAAAAACUGGAGCCGAUUUGGAAUGAAGUUGGUCUUGAGAUGAAGAACAUUGGUUCUCCAGUUAAAGUUGGAAAGAUGGAUGCUACUUCCUAUUCUAGCAUUGCUUCAGAGUUUGGAGUUCGAGGUUAUCCAACAAUUAAGCUAUUAAAAGGGGACUUGGCAUAUAAUUAUAGAGGACCACGUACUAAAGAUGAUAUUAUUGAGUUUGCUCACAGAGUAUCUGGAGCUCUAAUUCGGCCACUUCCAAGUCAGCAAAUGUUUGAACAUGUGCAGAAGAGACAUCGUGUGUUUUUCGUUUAUGUAGGUGGAGAAUCACCUUUGAAAGAGAAAUACAUAGAUGCUGCUUCAGAACUGAUUGUAUAUACAUACUUCUUCUCGGCCCCAGAAGAAGUAGUUCCUGAGUAUGUGAAACUGAAAGAGAUGCCUGCUGUGCUUGUUUUCAAAGAUGAAACUUACUUUGUUUAUGAUGAAUAUGAAGAUGGGGAUCUGUCAUCAUGGAUCAACAGGGAGAGGUUUCAGAGUUACCUCACUGUGGACGGCUUCCUCUUGUAUGAACUUGGAGAUACAGGAAAGCUUGUGGCUAUUGCAGUUAUUGAUGAGAAAAAUACAUCAGUUGAGCAUACCAGAUUAAAGUCAAUUAUUCAGGAAGUUGCUAGAGAUUACAGAGACCAUUUCCAUAGGGCUUUUCAGUUUGGCCAUAUGGAUGGAAAUGACUAUAUAAAUGCCUUGCUGAUGGAUGAGUUGACAGUCCCAACUGUAGUUGUAUUGAAUACUUCAAACCAGCAGUACUUUUUGCUAGAUAGACAGAUUAAGAAUGCUGAAGACAUGGUCCAGUUCAUUAAUAACAUUUUGGAUGGCACGGUAGAAGCCCAAGGAGGUGAUAGCAUUUUGCAGAGAUUGAAAAGAAUAGUAUUUGAUGCCAAAUCUACAAUUGUGUCUAUUUUUAAGAGCUCACCUCUUAUGGGCUGCUUUCUCUUUGGCCUGCCACUGGGUGUCAUCAGCAUCAUGUGCUAUGGAAUCUACACAGCGGACACGGACGGUGGCUAUAUAGAAGAACGAUAUCAAGUGUCCAAAAGUGACAUUGGAAGCCAGGAACAGAUAGAAGACAGCAAAGAAGGUCAGGAGUCCAGCCCGGGAGGAUGUCCAGUGCCUGCAGUGCAGGAGCCCAAGGAUGUAUUAGAAAAGAAGAAAGACUGAGCCUGUUACUACUAUAAAAUAUCUGAUAGGAUUUCAAAUUAUUAAAGAGUCUAUUUAUUGGAUUUAGACUAUUUAAUCAUGAUCUUUACAGAAAAGAACAUGUUAUUUGUAUUUUGCUAAUAUCAGCUGCAUGGAUUAAACUAGUCCUUCCAUAAAUAGGGAGAUGUUUGGAGUGAAUAAAGGAACAGUUUGUCUGAAACACAAUUGAAGCACUCCAUCAAAGCUUACCCUAGACAUGUUUCUCUAUCUGAAUAUUCUGUGAGAACGUUAAGAUUCUUUGGCAGAAUAUUUAAAUUGGCCAGUCAGGUAGAAGAUACAUAUUUGAUGUGAAAAAAUAAUACCUCCACCUCCUACCAACCAUUCUUAUAUAUUUUGGACAAAAUUUAUAUGGAUACAAUUAGGUCUUUAAAAUUAGGCACUUUAAAGAGACCUAAUAAAUUUUUACAUGUAUCAAAUUAAGAUUAUGGGGUUAAAAAUAAUGUGGUUUUAUAUAGCAUAGUGGUGUUAUUUUUAAAGGAGAGGAAAUGUUACUUUUUAACUUUAUACUCUGUUGCAUUAUCAUAAUAUAAAAUUUUGAUAUGAGCUUGUAUAGUGGAAAAAAAUAGUCUUGUGAUUGACUUUUGAAAAAUAAACAGGAUUUGCUGGGAACAGUGCUUUCAGGCCAUGCCCUGGGGACUCCUAAUACCUGUCACAUGGCCACUGCAGUGAGAGAAGGGUCUCUAUUAACCCUCCCUGCUGUAGCCAGAAUAGCCUAGGAUUUUUGUUUUGUUUCAUUUCUAUUUUAUAGAUUGAGAUUUCUUCUAAAAUUUCCUUUGAUAAAAAUCUGCUUUUUGAAAAGUAAUAUAUGUUAUAUCUUUGUGUAUGAUACAUAACCUUGAUAACUUGUGGUCCAGAAUAUACAUGUGUGUAGUUAGACACAUGCCCCAAAUUUAUUGGCACAUCUACUGUGUAAUGCUGUGAGUGUGUCCAAAAAGUCACGACCUUGAAGAGAUUGGCACGUAACCUCUACUCUCUCAUUUUUGUCACCCAUGUCAAUGAAUGAUCUUAUCUUCUAUCUAUAGUUAAAUAAUACAGGAAUUCAGUCCCAAGGAAUGUCUAAAAAUUCUAAACUAAGUCCCAAGGAAUGUCUGAAAGUUCUAAAUUCUAAGUUUAGAAUUUGUAUUAGGUAACUAUUAUUUGCGUGGUUAUUCAUUGAGUAAUUUAGUUAUCCAUUAUAAAAGAUAUUAUUGGAUUUUUUAAAAUGUUUAGUCAUUUUAAAAGUUUGUAAUUUAUGGUCCCGACACUGUUGGCCACCAGACUGUUUCUGAUGCCAUAUUGAUCAGGAUUAAAUGAAAUUACUAAUAAUUGUUUUAUUGUAUUCAUGUGCUCUUUUAUUAUUUAGUAAUUAAAUGCCUAUGUUUAUGUUUGACACUCCACUAUUACUGUUGUUUUUUUGUUUUGUUUGUUUGUUUGUUUUAAUGAAACAAAUAUUCCAUCAAUGUAUUUCAGGAAAUUAGAAUGAUAUAUUCGGAAGUGGAAACUGGAGAUAAAUGCUAUUAAAAUAACAAGUAGAUUCCUCCACACAGAAUAAUGAAAGAUUCUUUGGGGGAAGAUAAAUAUUAAUACUUCCAGGGGCGAAGCUUGUUUUCAAGUAGAAUUAAGCUUAGGUGUGUACAGAGGCCUUCUUACAGACUCAAUCCAGGGAGGAAGUGAAAACUUAGCAGUUGGAGACAUGAAGAAAUAGUUACAGAAAAUGUCAUUGAUUAUUUUUCUUCUUAUUUAUCACUAUGAGAUAUUGGUCAUCUGAAUAUUUUUGUCUUGUUGAUCAUCACCUAUAAAGGAAAGACCUCAAUAGGAAAAAAAGAAAAAAAAAAAAAAAGAGUAGAGCUCAGCAUCUGUGGGCAGACCAGAACCCAGGGCCCUUGUUUUGUGUUCCUUGGGGCCCUUUCCAAAGGAGGGCUCAGUUCUCGGUUAUCCUUUCACAGCCUCGUACUACUAGGACUUCAUGUUCUGGUGUGGCUUUUAAAGUGUGUCUACUGGGAAAACAAAAUAUGUAGGUGGCUUAUAAGUGAAUAAUUUUAUUUCUUUUCAUAUUACAAUUUUAUCUUUCUUUUGGAAGAUUUUUAUUUACAUUGUUAGACCGCUUGCAAGACAAAUUUUAAAAUCUGUUCACUAGUGUGCUUUUCCCUUCUGUGUGGUAACAGAGCUUACUAUGAACACUAUUUUCAUUUUAGGAAAAAUUAUGAGCCAGAUCUUUUAAUGAUUGUAGUGGCAGAACAUGGUUAGCAUUCUGAUUCCAGUGAUGAGUCUUAUGAUUACAUAUUAGUAAUGAGGUCCUUCAGGGAGCUGGAGUUUCGCCUUCUCUGUUACAAUGAAGUUCUAUUUGUAACUUGUAAAAUGAGAAAUUCUGUAUUUUUGCUUAUUGCUGAAUCUGGUGCUCAAACAAUAAGGAUAUUUUAAAGAGGCAAAGUGCAUGUUCUAUCAAGUACCCUAGGCACCACAUUAGUUUUCAGUUCCUUUUUAUUGUUUGUUACAUUGUACGCAUCAGUAUUUUCCUAGCUACUAUUAUCUAAAACUUGUUUGAGGUGCAUUAGGCCUAGGAUUUUUAUUUUCUUCCUCACACAUACUGACUGCUUCCUGAUAUCUGAUUUAGAAAUAACAUGCCAAAUGUCUAGGGGUGGAAGGGUCUUAUGUGAGUAGUUAAAACAAUUAGUUGUAUUUUUUUAUUUGGUAAAUUGUAUUAAUGAUGUUUCUUGUUUUUUGCUUUGGGGCCUUUUUGGUUUUGGUUUUGCAAAAAUUAAUUUAAAUAUUUUUAUCAUUGUUUGAUUUGAUAUGGAGGUAGGAUAGGGGAAGAAUAAAUCCCUCAGCCAUCCUUUAUUAUGCAGAAAUUAUGAUAUCAAUUAAUUGGUGAGAUUAGGUUUGCUGUUUUAUUUUUAUAAAUAUAUAUUUUUUUCUGAAUGUGUUUGAGUCCAAGAGUGGGCAAAAACUAAUUUUCUACUUUGGACUAAUCUAUAGAGGUUUUUGAAAGUCUGUAUUACUAACUUGUUGAAUUCCCGACAUCCUGCCUUAGGGCGCAAAUUGUAAACCUUUGUUUUUCUAAAAUAAAAUAUUUGAAAACCUGUAAUUAUUGUUGUUGCUUUAUAUCUUUGAUUGUUUUGUGAUAUGAAUUGUUUUCUGCAUAAACAGACAAAAGCGAAGA